This is a messenger RNA of Salvia splendens (bonfire salvia), 1237 nucleotides long. RefSeq names its product SEC23-interacting protein-like. The transcript is spliced from 6 exons. Bases 360 to 932 code for a protein of 190 amino acids. NCBI's taxonomy places the organism in Eukaryota, Viridiplantae, Streptophyta, Magnoliopsida, Lamiales, Lamiaceae. Gene Ontology annotation, molecular function: protein binding. The record is from RefSeq and is a predicted model, not a curated record.
UUCCUAAUUCAAAAAGAAAACCCCCAAAGGGCUCGCGUAGGUUUUCUGCAUUUUCCCUAAAAUUUGCAUUUCGAUCCUUCUCUCUCAGCAACAAUUUUUUCCCCUUCUCACUUCUGAUUAGCCGAUUUUGGGAUUUUGGCUUGGGGCUUCUAGGGUUUUUGAGGAGGAAAUUUUGCCGAUUUUUACUACACAAUGUACGCUGAUCAAAUCGAGUCUCAAUCUAAUAGGUCGGUCAAGGAUCGCCUGGAUGGAAAUUCCACCGCCGGUCUUGGACGCCGCAGACCUAUCGCCGGCAAGAGGGCAGUUUUUCUUGUGGAAGAAGUGUCUAGCAGAUCACUGUUUUUCCUUCCCUGGAGAAAAUGAAGCCCCCUUAUUUAGCGAAUUCAAUUAUUUCAUGCAGACAAAGAGAAGACGAUGACAAAUGGGAACAUGAUCUUUAUGAGGGAGAUGGACCCCAAGUCUCGGGUCGAAAGGUUGGUGCCAGAGAUCUUCGCCUGAAGCUCCAAAGAAAGAGUAUUGAGCAAUCGUCACAAUUUGUGCGGGGACCUGGAGGUGGAAGGGAUCUGCGUGAGAAGCUCUCUGGUGCGCUCUACUCUCGUCCUGUUGAGUACAAGCCUCCAGCAGUCCGGCCAAAGCCCGUAACCGAAGCUAGUAAACCAACUAGGAAGAGUGUCAUAGCUCAAGCCCCUGUGCGACAAGAAGCAAGGGUUUCUACAUCUGUAUCAAAGAAAAAGGUUCAGCAGAAGGUCGAUUCUGUGGAAAAUUUCUUGCAGUCGCUGGGUCUCGAUAAAUAUGCGAUUACAUUUCAGGCUGAAGAAGUUGAUAUGGCAGCUCUGGUACACAUGAGUGAUGAAGAUCUUAAAGCUAUGGGAAUUCCAAUGGGCCCAAGAAAAAAGAUACUUCUGGAAUUGGAGUCGAAGCGUGAUGACUGAGCUGGGCAAGUCCUAUUGGCGUUCUUGGAUGUGGGGGUCGGUCGUGUCAAUUGUUGGCGAACCCUGAUCGGGGGUGGCUUUUUUUCUGUUCGUAAAACUUUCACGUAGUUCUCUAUGAUAGUUUCAAGUUUUUGUUUGUCAAAGUUUGGCUUGAAUGAGCUUAUCAUUGUAAUUGAAAUAUACAUCAUAUAAAUCGAACCUUUAGUUGGUCAUUUGUUGGUUAAUGUUUGCUGUUCAUGUUUUUAUUAUUAAUUUAAACUUGUAUCAGGAACCUUCUUUCUGAAAUCGAUUUUUUUCCAAAUUAA